AUGCACCAUCAUUGCCGCGCCCGUCUCGCCUCAGAUCCUGGCCUUCUUCCAUUCCAACAACCUGCUGUACCGCACCCUCCUCGUCACAAUCGGGAGCUGGGCGAGAUCUUCGCCCCUCUCGUCUGGGGCCCUCUCUCGGAGCUCUACGGUCGACGGUGGAUCUUAAACGAGGCGAACCUCCUCUUCACCGUGUUGCUUGCCGGCACAGCCCUGAGCACCAGCAGCCAGAUGCUCAUCGCCCUCUGGUUCCUCAGCAGGCUCGCCACGGCCUGUAUCCCCAUCGGCCCCGGCAUCGUGAAAGACCUGUUCCCCAAAGACCAACGCGGGCGCGCCAUGUCCGUCAUGUCGCUGACCAGUGUGGUCGGGCCCGUGGUCGGGCCCAUCGUGGGCUCGUAUCUGGGCGAACGCGCCGGCUGGCGCUGGGUCUUCCGGCUUCCGACGCUGCUCUCCGGCGCUCUAGGGCUGUUAAUUCUGAUAGUCUAUCGCGAGACAUACAAACUCACGAUCCUCAAAUGCAAGGCGGCUGCGCUACAACACAACCCACGCACAAACACCCACCACACCACAGCCUCCCCUCCACGCACAACAGCCAACACAAACAACCUCAUCCUCCUCCGCCCCCUAACCCUCCUCACCCACUCCCCGACCCUCCUCCUCGCAACCCUCCACCUCAGCCUCAUCUACGGCCUCACCUACCUGAUCAUGACAACCAUUGCCCCCGUCUUCCAAGACACCUACGCCUUCUCCGAGGGCGCCUCCGGCCUGGCCUUUCUAGGACUCUGUCUAGGCUUCACCCUCGGCGCCCUGCUCUGCAGCCUCCUCCUGGACCGCUACAUCACCCGCCGACGCAGCAGCCCUAGCCCCAGCUCGCAUGCAUCAGCGAGCCCAGAACAACGCCUCCCGCCGCUAUUCCUGGCGUGCGUACUCACCUCCGGCGGACUGUUCCUGUUUGGCUGGUCCGUUCACUACAGAAUCCACUACCUGGUCCCGAUCGUGGGGACGGCGAUGGUCGGGCUCGGGCUGGCGGCGACGUCGAUCACGGUGCAGACGUACGUGGUGAAUUCGUUCGGGGUGUGUGCGGUCAGUGCCAUCAGUGCGUUGAUGGUGGUGAGGAAUGUCACGGCCGCGGUGUUGCCGUUGGCGGGGCCGCCGCUGUUUCGGGCGGUGGGGCACGGGUGGGGUGAGACGGUGUUGGCGGGUGUGGGGUUGCUUGUGGUGCCGGUGCCGGGGGUGUUGAUGCGGUUUGGGGGGCGGUGGAAGAUGGGUGGAAGGAGGGGUGGUGGGGAUGGGGAUGGGGUGGGUGGUGGUGAUGGUGGAUGUGGUGUGGAAGGACACAGGGGGUAA
This is a messenger RNA of Aspergillus fijiensis CBS 313.89, 1344 nucleotides long. Its product is annotated as MFS general substrate transporter. Lineage: Eukaryota; Fungi; Ascomycota; Eurotiomycetes; Eurotiales; Aspergillaceae. The coding region runs from base 1 to 1344 and encodes 447 amino acids. The transcript has a single exon. The record is from RefSeq and is a predicted model, not a curated record. Gene Ontology annotation, molecular function: transmembrane transporter activity. Gene Ontology annotation, biological process: transmembrane transport.